UUGACAAGGAAAACUCUGAAUUCAAACCUCUGCUGCCUUGCAGCUUUACCCAAACAUGGCAAAGGCUUAUGGAGUCAACACUGAAGAAAAAUAAGGAGCUGGUGACCCUUAGGCAGUUUGUAACACAAUGUUAUAACCUGGCAGAAACUGAGGGGUCGGUGAAGAGCUAUCUCUCAUUCAUGGCCUCUAUGUAAAAUCUUUCACAUUGGCGUAAACUCAACCCUUAAUGGACACUCACAGAGAUUCAUAAAAGCAUUUUCCAGUGCAGUAUGCUACUAUUCUUCCAAUUAAAAAAAGUGCAAAUCAAAUAUUGAAUUUGCUCUUCACUGCACAUAAAGGAAAUAAACAAGAGAAGGUGGCAUUGAUCAACUGACCAACAAUUAUUACUUGCUAGAAGAUGCACUAUUUCUCUGGUCUUUAAAGAGUUAGUAGCACAAUUGAGUUUUAAUCUGUGACCUCAUAGUGAGAAAAAGCAAUUAAAAGCAAUAAAAAACAAAGACUAUUAAAGUGCAAGAGGUAAUACAUUUAAUGUAGAUGUGUUAUAAUUUUUGAGGUCAUGAGAUUAUAAGGCCUCCCAUCUAGCAACAGUCUGCAGAACCUCCUAGAUAGAUGGGAAAGGAUGCAUUAAUUAACGAAGAAAAGUUGUUUACCUGGCAUGAAAAGUGGCUGAGUGACUUGGAUCCUUACUACUGACUGAUUUUGGAAAUAUGAAUCAGCUGCGUUCAUGGCUCUAUAAUUAUGAUUCAAAUCAAGCUCAAAAUAAUGCUACACUUAACAAACUUGCAAAUGACAAAACUAAAGACAAUAACACAAAUGAGAUGCCAACAGAUUCUCCUUUAAGGAGAGCUCUAUUGAAUUAUAUACCUUUGGCUCCAGGAGACUGCUUGGAAUGUAAACUUGUUGGUACUGGUGUCAUGAUGUUGAGUGGAGUGAUAGUUGCUGCUUCAGCUAUAAAAGCACGACAAAGUAAUCCUAAAAUGAAAGGAAUGAAUGGUCUAGUUUACACAAUGUUGUGCUGCAGUUUAUUCUUAGGUUUUGAAACUGCAGCUUAUUUGAGAUUGUUUGAUAAGGGAAUAUUUGACAAGAAAACAAACAGUAAUAAAUGAAUGGAUUGAAAAGUUAUUCUGUGAUUCAUAUUUUUUCAGAUAUUUUAUAAAAGAUUUAUUUUUCAAAUAAAUGUAUUAUGAAUGAUCUCUAUUUCACCAUGUUGAUUAAAGGAAUGACAAACUCA
Molecule: messenger RNA, 1231 nt
Organism: Biomphalaria glabrata
Lineage: Eukaryota; Metazoa; Mollusca; Gastropoda; Planorbidae
Exons: 5
Coding region: 708-1106 (132 amino acids)
Cellular component (GO): membrane
Molecular function (GO): electron transfer activity
Source: RefSeq, a predicted model, not a curated record